Molecule: messenger RNA, 1528 nt
Organism: Ceraceosorus bombacis
Lineage: Eukaryota; Fungi; Basidiomycota; Exobasidiomycetes; Ceraceosorales; Ceraceosoraceae
Source: the annotation of a GenBank genome assembly
AUGAACAUCAUGGAAGCAUUACUGCAUCCCAUCGUCUCCAUCUUUGCGCCUCUACCAGCUCUGCAACAGCACUUGACGCCGAGCGGUAGGGUUCCCGGAGCAGCGCUUCGAGUUCCACUAGGAAUAGCUCGCAGCAUAGCCAACUUUUUCGCUCUUCUCCUAGGCACCCACAUUCUCCUGACCAUCCAUCUGUACAGGAUCAUACCGAAAGCUACUUACGGGUACGCAAAUGCUCAAGGUGCGCAGUUGGAAGGCAAUGAGGAUCGCGAUGGGUUCACGUAUCCCACGCAUCGAAGGCUUACUGCCGCGAGACAAAGACUUGAAGGGCCUACUGCGACCUUGAGGAGAGCGGUUCGAGAAAGGGGACUGCAGAUGGUACAAGCGAUGCAAAGUCAUGGCGGUUUAGCUGCGUGAGCAGAUUGCAUGCCUCGUGCCCGCACGCCCAUGUUCGUUGGCUGAAACCCUGACCAUCUCUGUUGCCGCGGCCUUCAGCGGGCUCGUCACUUAUCUGGAGCUCGCUCCCGAGACGCCGCAGGCCGUCUCGCCGAUAUUUGCUCGGCUGCCAAGCGAGAUCAUCACGCUGAUCUUGAUGUACGCAGCAUCUCCUCAAGCCUCGGCUUCGUUGCCAUCCACCAUCGCCCAAGUCUCUUCGAUUCAUGCCUCGCUUCUGACCCCUCGUCUCUAUCAGCACGUGCUUCUCCUCACCCCUCGUUCCGUGCACCUUCUUCGACGAACGCUAGCGCUACACCGUCCAGAUCUAGGUCGACAAAUCCGCAGCAUCCACAUCAAAGCGCCCCAUCCAGGCGCGCUCGAACAGAUUCUUUUGGCGAUUCCCAAUCUGCGCUCUCUCUCCCUCUCCGCUUCAGCCCACGACGCCUUCUGCUUGUCUUCAGGUUCAAGAAUAUUCGAUUGCGCCACCCCUUCGCUAUUGCAUCUCGAUUGCGUACCUUCGCCUUUACCCGUCUUUAGAAAGGUGAAGCACGCCGUCUUGUCUCUUCGACACUUUGAUGUGAUGACAGCAAGGCAAGUUCGCAUCGCCUUGCCUUCACUUCGGACCAUCGAGAUCUGGUACGACCUAGGCAUCAAUGACUUGGGUCCUCAUCCGUGGAGUAUGGGUGGAAGACCGCGCGCGGGGCUUUCCACCGUUGCAGAGGCUUUGCGUGUCCUUCGCUCCGAAGGCAAAAGGCUGGAAGGUGUGACGGUGUGGGCCAACGUUCGCAUCAAAGGAGCCCUCAAGCGUCGACUAGGGUCUGUAAAGGACGAGGGGCGCGGAAGCUACUACAGCAUUCUGAUGGAGCCCGCGUUGGAGAGGCAGUGGAUCUCUGUUGACGAAGAUGGAUUGGAGAGACCUUCCUUGGUUGUUGCUCGGCCCUCCAUCGUGCGGACCGCCUCAGCGGCCGCAGCAGAUGAACUGCUAGUGGACAGGGAAGAUGAGCCUGCACCACUGAGAAUUUUGAGGGCUGAUCGCCCCAGAGCUGUUGCAGGAGAGUGGAGUGAGAGCCAGCUUGCCAAUGCGUGGCAGCUUUGA